Messenger RNA from Prorocentrum cordatum, 2217 nucleotides. NCBI's taxonomy places the organism in Eukaryota, Dinophyceae, Prorocentrales, Prorocentraceae. The record is from the annotation of a GenBank genome assembly.
AUGUUAACUCAUGCGAAGCGAAAGGCCGCGGCCCCUGUCGGACUCCUCGGCUGGCCCGCCGAGGGGCUCCGCGCCAGGACGGAGCCCUUGGCCCGCGCCGCCUCGAGCGCGCCGCCUCGACCGCGCCGCCUCGAACGCGCAGGUCUGGACCUGAACGCCACCGCCGUGCUGUCCCCCGCCCUGGGCGCCGCGCGGGCCGUGCUCUUCGGCGCCCGCUCAGGGCUUCUCCUCGACGCGUCCAGCCCGAACCUGUCCAGGUCCAUGGCUGCCGUGCUGGGGCCCCUCAUGGCGGCGGCGCCGGGCAUUCGCAUCGUUCAGGCGGCCGCGGGGGAGGGCGAGUCGGUGGCCGGCUUCGCCGGGGACAAUGACUUGGCAUUCGUGGUGCCAGGCGACGCCCGCCCGAUCCAGGUCGGCGGUGGCGUACGUGGCAUGUGGCGGAAGCUUGAGGCCGUGGCCCUUCCAGCGUGGGCGCCCACCGCGGCCGCCCCGGCCCGAGCCGCGGCCCCCGCAAGAGGUGCUCGCAGCAGCCUCCUCCGCCGCGCCGCGCUUCCCCGCGCGCGCUACCCACGGGCGCCAACCCCCUUGAUGGCCGCCGCCGCGAUGUGGGCGCCCUCGGCUGCACGCCGCCGCGGCCGAGGCGCCGCCGGCAGGCCCGCCGCGGCGCUGGCCCUGGCGCUCUCCGCGGCCGCCGCGCUCGCCGGCGCGGGCAGCCUCUCCGACGCGGGCGCGUUCGCGGGGCUCUCCCGCAGCGGCAGUGCCGCACGCGAGGUGGGCGUCGCCCGCUGGUCCCGGCAGCAUGGGCAGUGGCGCAGCGUCAAGGAUAAGACGUUGGCCGAGUUUCGUGGCAUGACCGAAGAGGAGCUCAAGCAGGUACGGACGGAUCAGAGGGCCGAGAGAUUCCGGCUCCGGCUGCAGUUCAAGGCCGACCAGAGCGGGAACACCGCGGACGCGCCCGCGAAAGACCUGUGCAAGUACAGGCUCCGCGCCGCCACCACCGUGCUCGCUAAGAUGAAGAAGGAUGAGGACAUCGAGAUCGCCGAGAAGCUCAAAGACGUUCCGGUCAAGGAGAAGAUGAUGUCCGAGUACUGGACGGAGCAGGACCAGGGCAACGCCAGGAAUGCCUGGGCCAAGCCGGCAGGACGUGACCGCAGUCUGGCCCGCAAGAGGGGGCACGACCUGUUCAAGAAGGAUUAUCGCCAUUUCAGGCCCGCGCACUUCUGGAGCAAACCCGAUUACUCCCAUUGCAACCAGAUGAUCGACGGUAACCUGGCUGAGGGAGCGAAGGUCUUCGCCGAGUGGAAGAAAUUCUACGAGAAGGAGGACAGGAAGUACUUCGGGAAGGACAAGAAGAUGCACGACGCCAGGCUCAAGCGCCAGAGGACGAGGUUCAACACGGGGCAGAGCAUCUAUCGCCUGGUCCCGGGCGGCGGGAAGACGGUCAGCCCGAAUGCCGUGCAGGUGCCAUGGUGGCGGUACGGCAUGACCCAGGAGCCCCCCGAGCCGAAGGACCAUACGGCCUUGAUGAGGAAGUCAUCGGUACCAUCGAACUGGGUACGGAAAGGACGAGAACGAAGACCGACAGCAUGUUCUGUUCAAGCUGAGCAGGACUCGGUGUCGGUGUAGCCGCGGACGAUGUCCAUUCGAGACAGAAGGCCGCCUGUCCGACAGCGGCCACUGCCGCUUUCGGACAAUAUAUGUUGUCGGGCAUCCUACCAAAUUUUUCCACACCCAGCUCGGAAGUACAAAGGUCCCGCCAGAUCCCAAAAGACCUGGAGCUGCAGGUCCCGAUGGUCUAUCCAGCUGCCGAGGAGUAGGGCGAGCCAGCGCGGUAGGCCCGCAUCUCUCGCAGGCAUGCCCCUGGCUUGGGGGUCGAGCUCCGGUCCCCCCCCCGCGCGGGAGGGCCCCGUGCGGUGGGCAGCCCCCAGGCCUUCGCCAGGGAAAGCGAGCGAGAACACAGCUCGCGGGCAGGGGCCGCUCACCGGCUCACGUAUCACGCCCCAUCCCAGCGAAGGCGCCUGCAGCGCGACAUCUUCGGCCGUGCAAAGUCCAUCCGUCGUUGCCGUCCUGUCGCCGAUGCCGCAGCAGUGUCGUCAUCGUAUUCUCGGCGCCGUCGGCGCUGCAAGCGCGCAUGCGCGUUUGAAGCAGCGCCUUCGGCUGUGGUAAUCAGUCGUCUUCUUAUUUUGACAUAGAAUGUUCGGCUCCCAAGGCAGUAUCCAU